Messenger RNA from Ipomoea triloba (trilobed morning glory), 545 nucleotides. Its product is annotated as 60S ribosomal protein L37a. The transcript is spliced from 5 exons. Gene Ontology annotation, molecular function: structural constituent of ribosome. Bases 90 to 368 code for a protein of 92 amino acids. Gene Ontology annotation, biological process: translation. Lineage: Eukaryota; Viridiplantae; Streptophyta; Magnoliopsida; Solanales; Convolvulaceae. The record is from RefSeq and is a predicted model, not a curated record. Gene Ontology annotation, cellular component: ribosome.
GAAAUCUAGGGUUUUACACUUUCAUUACAGCCGCGUCAUCUUCAUCCCCAACCCACAGGCAGCAGCAGUCUCUGCAUUGCUCAAUCAAGAUGACCAAGAGAACCAAGAAGGCUGGUAUCGUAGGAAAGUAUGGUACUCGUUAUGGUGCGAGUUUGAGAAAACAAAUUAAGAAAAUGGAGGUUAGUCAGCACAGCAAGUACUUCUGUGAGUUCUGUGGAAAGUAUGCCGUGAAGAGGAAGGCUGUUGGUAUUUGGGGAUGCAAAGAUUGUGGGAAAGUGAAAGCUGGUGGUGCAUACACACUGAACACUGCUAGUGCUGUGACUGUUAGGAGCACCAUCCGAAGGCUCCGAGAGCAGACUGAGAGCUAGAAUCAUUUCAUUUAGAUGGAAGUCAAGCGUGAGGCUUUUGUAUUACGUUUUCUUUGGAUCUGUGACUUUGCAAUUAGAAGCAAUUUUUAUGUUAGCUGAAAGUCUUUGAUAUGUUUGAAUCAACUUAAUAUUAUGGAGUAUUUAUGAUCUCUCACUUGAUUCUAGACUUCUUCAUUA